Messenger RNA from Vigna unguiculata (cowpea), 2064 nucleotides. The record is from RefSeq and is a predicted model, not a curated record. Lineage: Eukaryota; Viridiplantae; Streptophyta; Magnoliopsida; Fabales; Fabaceae.
AUGCAUGCUCUCCAGAACUUCAAGCAAGGAGUGAAUGACCCAUCUGGUGUCCUUUCUUCAUGGUCCACUGAAGUAGAUUGUUGUGAAUGGAAAGGAGUAAUGUGCAGUAACAUCACAAGUAGAGUCACUGGAAUCACUCUCACAUGUUCCACAACUCUUCUAAGUUAUAGGGAAGAAGAAGAUAAAUCACACUGCCUUACAGGUUCCAUUCACCUCUCUUUAUUGUUGAUGGAGUUGGAAUUUUUAGAUUACUUGGAUUUGACAAACAAUGACUUCUUAUCAUUACAAUUUGAUUAUCUACAUAAUCAUAAUUGUCACAAUCUAUCCAUAGCUACUUCUUCUCAUCAGUGUGUCAACUCUUCAACUCUUCGUCAUCUUGAUCUAUCACGUAACUGGAAUCUUGUCAUUAAUAAUCUUAGAUGGCUCCCCUACAUCUCCUCUGUAGAAUAUUUCAACCUCCGUCAUAUUGAUCUUAGCAUGGAAACUAAUUGGCUUCAAUCAGUGACUAUGCUUCCAUCACUUUCAUACCUCAAUAUGCGUUAUUGCGAACUUAAAGACUUGAAAUUGUCUCUUCACUAUGCUAAUUUUACCAAACUACAAUUUCUUAGUCUUUCUCUAAAUGAAUUUAACUCAGAGUUACCUAAGUGGUUAUUCAAUCUCAGCUCUGGUAUUUAUCAUUUAGACUUUAGCUCAAGUUCUUUAAUAGGACAUUUACCUAAGGAUUUGUUAAAUCUUAGAGAACUCGAAGACUUGGUCUUGGAAGACAAUAACUUUACUGGACCCAUUCCUGAUUGGUUAGGUGAAUUCAAACAUUUAAAAAAUCUUAUUAUUGGAGUAAACAUGUUUUCUGGAUUUAUUCCAACAAAUUUGGGAAAUCUAUCAUCCUUAGUUACCUUGGAUGUUGGCUCAAAUCCAUUGACAGGAGUUAUUCCACCUUUUCAACUUGAACAAUUAGGUCUUGGGUUUUCAAAUCCUAACCUUCCUGCGUGGUUGUACACACAACGAUCUAUUGAAAGAUUAGCUAUUUUGGAUUCAUCAUUUGAGGCUCCAGACAAAUUUUGGAAUUUACUAUCAACAAUGCUUGAAGUCAGAUUAUAUUGCAAUUUGAUAGACAGUAACAUGUCAAAUGUGUUGUUGAACUCUACAUUCAUUGAUCUAUCAUCGAAUGGUUUGAAAGGUUGUUUGCCUCAAUUAUCACCAAAUGUAGUGUUUCUUUCAUUGUCAGAUAAUUCAUUUUCAGGAGAAAUGUCUCCCCUCUUAUGUGGUCAUAAUGUGUUGAAUGGGAAAAACAAUUUGUUGUUCUUGGACAUAUCAUAUAAUAAUUUAUCUGGAGGGCUUACAAAUUGUUGGAAGAAUUGGAAAUCUUUGAUUGCUAUUCACUUGGGAAGCAAUAAUCUAUCAGAGAAGAUACCUUCAUCAAUGGGUUUGUUAUCUAAUCUCACCUCACUCCAUUUGCAUGAGAACAAACUACAUGGAGAGAUUCCUCCCUCAUUGAAAAAUUGUGGUUCUCUAUUGGUCUUUAAUGUUCGCAAUAACCACUUAUCAGGAAACAUUCCAGAUUGGAUAUCUCAUGGUGUAAUGGCUCUCCAAUUAAGGUCCAAUAACUUUAGUGGAAACAUGAAAAACUUGGAGUCCCUUGAUUUUUCAUCAAAUCAACUUGAGAGUGAAAUUCCUCAGAGCUUGUCCAAUUUGUCCUUUUUGGGUUACUUGAACCUAUCAUUCAACAAUCUAACAGGAAAAAUACCAUCAGGCACACAACUUCAAGGAUUCACUGCACUUAAUUACAUGGGUAAUCACCACCUUUGUGGACCCCCGCUUAUCAAAAAUUGCUUUCAGGAUGGUAAACAUAAAGACACAGAGCUAGAAGAUGAAGAUGGAAAUCAAUCUAAAGUUUGGGCAUGGUUUUACAUCGGAAUGGAAUUUGGAUUUGUGAUAGGAUUUUUUGGAGUUUGUUAUGCCAUUUUGUUAAACAAAAAAUUGAGACAUGGUUACUUCAUAUUUCUUUGUGACUUGAGAGAUCGACUUCAUGUCAUGGUGGUCAUCAACAUGAAUCUCUUUCAUUAA